GGCUUCUACUUUUGCCCUUUCGACAACUGUCCGAGUGUCUACCAUACGCUGCCCGGAAUCUCAGUACGCGCUUAAUCCCCAUUCUCCCUAUUUGGUGUUCGGGACUGCGCCCACCUGUGCAUCAUGACCAAGCCCAAAGGCUAAUGAAACGUUGUUUUCUUCUUCUCUUCUUUUUGCGCUGCCAGGAACACCUUUUCCACGCUGAUAUACACUACGCGUACCUCCAGGCCCUCAAAGAAUGGGUUUCCGCGCGCAAGGACUUGAACUGGGCCGACCGAACUAUCUGCUCGCGCCUUACUCGAAUUUUCAACAACGUCGACAGCUCGGGAAAGAUCACAAUCAUGUCUCAGUCGCUUACCCCUGACCAGGUCCUCACUCCAGCCGAGCCCUCGCAACAUUGGAGGUGGAUGGAGCGUCUCGAUCGCCAGCCGAAGCCGAGAAAGGACAGGAAAUCAAAGGCCUCUGCUGCCGCGUCGGCUCGGGGUCGUUCAGGGCGCGGAGCCGGAGCACCAUCGUCGACCGCACAUGAUGUGUACGGGGGAUACCGGCGACAACACCAAGGCCCGUUUCAGGGCCAUCACCAUCGCCACCACCAUCAGCCUCAGUACCAACAAAAGCAGUACCAGCCCCAAUUCCAGCAAUAUCAGGGGUCGUCCCACCUACAGUAUGAGCAGCAGCGGCAGCCGCCGCACCUGCACCGACCUUCUCAGAACUCUCACCAACAGUACCCGCUUCAAGCGCAGCAGCUUCCGCAACAACAACAACCGCAGCAACAACAACCGCAUCCGUACUACCACCAUCCAUAACCAGCAGUCCCAACCCCCAUCACCACAUAGCUAAAGCAACAAAGCUACUCGCAUACAAAAGUGGAUAAGAAACAAACAUACACCUAUCCA
Sodiomyces alkalinus F11 is the source of this 896-nucleotide messenger RNA. RefSeq lists its product as hypothetical. The record is from RefSeq and is a predicted model, not a curated record. The coding region runs from base 144 to 806 and encodes 220 amino acids. The transcript has a single exon. Lineage: Eukaryota; Fungi; Ascomycota; Sordariomycetes; Glomerellales; Plectosphaerellaceae.